Molecule: messenger RNA, 3073 nt
Organism: Clupea harengus (Atlantic herring)
Lineage: Eukaryota; Metazoa; Chordata; Actinopteri; Clupeiformes; Clupeidae
Gene: ercc2
Product: ERCC excision repair 2, TFIIH core complex helicase subunit
Biological process (GO): positive regulation of mitotic recombination; transcription by RNA polymerase II; nucleotide-excision repair
Cellular component (GO): nucleus
Molecular function (GO): damaged DNA binding; ATP binding; hydrolase activity, acting on acid anhydrides, in phosphorus-containing anhydrides
Source: RefSeq, a predicted model, not a curated record
CCAAGAUUCUUAGCGACCGGAAGUGUUGAUGAGGCUAGAAAAAUGCUAUGCGCUAUUGAUAAUAGUUUCACGGUGCUUGUUUUAAGCAGGACCCUCUUGCAAACAAUCGGCGCAGGGCGCUAAUCCAAACAAACAUUUGAUGGUAAUGUGUUCAAAACUCAAAGAAGAAGAAGAAGAGUCUAGCAACCAACACCACAACCAACAAGGAACAGUUAAGCUUCUCGGAACAUAGUUGAAACAUCUUGUGUUGGAUCCGGUUUUGUAGUUGAAGAGAAAUGAAGUUAAAUAUUGAAGGGCUGUUGGUGUACUUUCCAUACGACUACAUUUACCCUGAACAGUACUCUUAUAUGCUGGAACUCAAGAGAACACUUGAUGCCAAGGGACAUGGAGUUCUGGAGAUGCCAUCAGGGACAGGAAAAACCAUCUCCCUUCUGUCGCUGAUUGUUGCAUAUCAGCGAGCCCAUCCUCUGGAGGUAACCAAGCUCGUUUAUUGCUCACGGACAGUCCCUGAGAUUGAGAAGGUUGUGGAGGAAUUGAGGAAACUUAUUGAAUUUUAUGCUAAAGAGACAGGCAAGCCAAACAACUUCUUAGCACUGGCUCUCUCUUCCCGCAAAAACCUGUGUGUUCAUCCAGAGGUCAGUUCACUGCGCUUUGGGAAGGAGGUGGAUGGGAAGUGUCACAGUCUGACUGCAUCGUAUAUGCGAGCCCAGCGCCAGAGUGACCCCAGCCUGCCGUCCUGCUGCUUUUAUGAGGAGUUUGAUGCUGUCGGCAGACAGGUGCCAGUCUCAGCUGGUGUGUACAACCUUGAUGACCUGAAGGAUUAUGGACGCAGAAAGGGAUGGUGUCCCUACUACCUGGCAAGAUACUCAAUCCUUCAUGCAAAUAUAAUAGUGUACAGCUACCACUACCUCCUGGACCCAAAGAUUGCAGACCUGGUCUCCAAAGAGCUUUCUAAAAAAUCUGUGGUUGUCUUCGAUGAAGCUCACAACAUUGAUAGUGUGUGCAUUGAUUCUAUGAGUGUCAACAUCACACGCAAGACCUUGGAUCGCUGUCAACUCAACGUGGACACUUUGCAAAACACGAUUCAGAGGAUCAAAGAAACAGACGCAGCCAAACUCAAAGAGGAGUAUAGACAGCUGCUGGAAGGGCUGAAGGAGGCAAGCGUGGCAAGAGAAACAGACGUCUUCUUGUCUAACCCAGUGCUACCAGAUGAAAUCCUUCAAGAGGCUGUUCCUGGCAGCAUCCGCACUGCAGAGCACUUCAUAGGCUUCUUGAAGCGUUUCCUUGAGUACUUGAAGUCCAGGUUACGUACCCACCAUGUGGUACAGGAAAGUGCUCCUCAGUUUCUCAAGGACAUCUUUGAGAAGGUGUGCAUUGAUCGGAAACCCAUGAGGUUCUGUGCUGAGCGGUUACACUCUUUACUACGAACACUGGAGAUCGCAGACGUUGCUGACUUCUCUGCUAUUACACUCAUCUCACAUUUUGCCACUCUGGUCAGCACCUACAGCAAAGGCUUCACCAUCAUCAUCGAGCCCUUUGAAGACAAGACCCCCACCAUUGCCAAUCCAGUGCUGCACUUCAGUUGUAUGGAUGCUUCCAUUGCCAUUAAGCCAGUGUUCGAACGAUUCCAGACAGUCAUCAUCACCUCAGGGACACUCUCUCCUUUGGAUAUCUAUCCCCGUAUUCUGGAUUUCCGUCCAGUCACCAUGGCAUCGUUUACAAUGACACUGGCACGAACCUGUCUUUGUCCCCUGAUUGUUGGAAGGGGCAAUGACCAGGUGGCCUUGAGUUCCAAAUAUGAGACACGAGAAGAUUUUGCUGUCAUUCGCAACUAUGGCAACCUGCUACUUGAGAUGUCUGCCAUUGUUCCAGACGGCAUAGUGGCAUUCUUCACCAGUUAUCUGUACAUGGAGAAUAUUGUGGCGUCGUGGUAUGAACAGGGGAUCCUGGAGAAUGUCCAGAGAAACAAGCUCAUUUUCAUCGAGACGCCCGAUGCAGCUGAGACCAGCAUGGCCCUGGAGAAGUAUCAGGAGGCGUGUGAGAACGGCCGAGGAGCCAUCCUGCUGUCUGUGGCCCGGGGGAAAGUUUCUGAAGGAAUUGAUUUUGUGCAUCACUAUGGACGGGCCGUGAUCAUGUUUGGGGUCCCAUAUGUUUACACACAGAGCCGCAUUCUCAAGGCUCGCCUGGAGUAUCUUCGAGACCAAUUUCAGAUCAGGGAAAACGACUUCCUGACUUUUGACGCCAUGCGGCAUGCUGCGCAGUGCGUUGGCAGGGUCAUCCGUGGGAAGACGGACUAUGGCCUCAUGAUCUUUGCUGAUAAACGCUAUGCCCGGGCUGAUAAACGAGGGAAGCUGCCACGCUGGAUCCAGGAGCAGAUCACUGACAGCAGUCUGAACCUCUCUAUCGAUGAGACCAUACAGCUGUCCAAGCACUUCCUGCGACAGAUGGCCCAGCCCUUCAAACGGGAAGACCAGCUGGGCUUGUCCCUCCUGACUCUGGAACAACUCCAGACAGAGGAGAUGCUCAAGCGGAUCACCCAGCUGGCCCACCAGGCCUGAGGAGCAGACACCCUCACACCAUCCAUUCCAGUCCUUUCAGCCACGAAUAAAUCUACUUUUGUACAAUUUCUCAUGAUGUACUUAUCAUUUAUACAGAACGGAAACCUUUAUAGUUUCUUACACUAUACAACCUUUAACCUUUAAUGCCCAGCUGUAUCUGUAUAUGUAUUUUUAAGGUCACACACCACAUAUUUCUGCGCCGUAGAGAACCUGGUUUUGUUGUCAAAAUAAAAAUGUCCUCUUUCUGAAACAUGAACAUUGACAACACAGGAUUCUGAUAAUUGGGUAUUGACCCUUGUUUUGAGGAUGUACAGUACCUUGCGAAAGUAUUCAACCCCCCUGAAAGUCGUCACUGUUUUCUAGAAUCUAGAUUACGGAUAGUUUCUCUAGUAUGUCUCUUUCUAUACACAUAUUUUCUCAAGCAGUAUUUUUGUAGUAAACAUUUAGGUUACAGUAUACAUCCAAAGUCUUAAUAAUUUAUCUACGUACAUUCAAAAAUAAAUCAAUAAACUGAA